Molecule: messenger RNA, 2178 nt
Organism: Letharia columbiana
Lineage: Eukaryota; Fungi; Ascomycota; Lecanoromycetes; Lecanorales; Parmeliaceae
Exons: 3
Coding region: 1-2178 (725 amino acids)
Molecular function (GO): catalytic activity
Source: RefSeq, a predicted model, not a curated record
AUGGACGUCGUGCUGCCUUCUGAAUCAUGUAAACAAUACAUACGACACUAUCAAGAUAUGCAUCGAGAGCUGAUUCGUUCAACGGCUAGCAUCGCUCUAGCCUUCCCUAAUGCCCAUGACUUCGCUGAGGCCACAGGCAUGAGCCCUCAAUCAUGGCAACUCAGUGUGGCGAACAGCACUUGUGCUUCUCAAGAAUGCCUUUUUAGGCUCUACACAGAUCCUAGGACGCGUCCCUUAGAUGUUCAAGCUGUUCUUGGCUCACCAGUAUGGCGUAAAGACAUGUGGAAUCUUUUGCCAACAAUCAAUGUGGAUGAGCCUCAAUAUGCAGAACGCAGAUGGUCUGUGUACGUUAUCAAGCUUGAAGAAAGUCGUGGCCAUAGCGUUGAGGGAGGACAAGAUCUAAGCCCCGGACAGAAUCCACAGGUCAGUCAAGUAGAUCAAGGAACCUACGUGGGAAGCGCGCAAUCACAAUCGGCAGGGAGCGGUUCCCUGGCUGGUGAGAUCAGCCGGUUAGUCUCUGGUCAUGAACACUUCUUUCAGUUGUCUACAGAUGACAUCUGGGAACUCAGGAGUACAAGUGCGGAGUCGAGUGCCCUGUAUGUGCAUACGAUUGGAGCACGCGAAGAAGUUCCCAGAUCGUACCAUUCGACCGCCUCCUUCCCUGUAAUCGAAUCAGCCUCGUGGUUUCAAGCCCGGAUCCGGCAAUCGAUUCAGCGUCUUGAGAACGACCAGGCUAUCAUUCUGGGUUCUUGGAAUAUGAGUAGACCAAAGGGUCCAAGAGCGAGUAUAAUUACGGGACUCUCAAGCAUAUUUCGAAAAAAGUGCGGCCAUCUUCCUGGCCCCGUCCUUCGCGGAAUGGCCUUUAACCAAGUUUUGCCUUCCUCACGAGCGCAGCAGCUACAUUCCCAAUCACCUUCCAUUGCAGUCCAAGGCCUUUGCGACGCAUUACGACUGUUUCACGAGAAGACCAGCGAGGUCCAUCUAGACGCAUGGAAUAUCCGGUGCAUCUUUAGCGAGAACGAAGGACUCAUAAAAUCGAGUCGGCACAUACUGCCUUCAAGUGUCCGACAGUUUGUGAGGAUGUGCUACGCGGAUGUGCUUCGUAAAAAGGGUCUGAAGUACGAGAGGCGAUCUUGUCAGAUGCUUCGACUCCUCUUUCCGAUUCUCUGGGGUCUUGCCCAACCCUUUGAUGCGUCGGGGCUUGUACUUGGAGAAUAUGAUGCGGAACAUAUCCUGCACUGGGCCGCCGUUGAUUGGUGUCGUCUUGCUCAACUCGCGCAAAAGAUCGCUCCUGAAGGCGAGGAAAAGACAUAUUCGCCUGCCUUCUGCGCUCAGAAAGGCCGCGCCAGAGGAUUGAUGCAAUUUUUCUCCAUGCAAUUUCUUGAUAGUCGUGUUAACUUCGACACCAUCAACGGCCUCGAAAUUGUAGAAUUGCUAGCCCCGACAACGAAAGAAGGAAUCAAGAGUCUUCUUAAAGAGCUGAGGGAUCAUGUUCUUCAGACUUCUUCUUCUCACAUUACGCGUGAACUUGACCUUCGAAGCAAGAACAAGAUGAUUCAGUUGUCCGAGACUGAGUUAAGUCGUCUCGGCAAAGCAUUUAGGGGGGUGACAGAAUAUGUCCUCAGGCGCAUCCUAGUUAAUGUCGAAGGGGUACGGCUCGUCGACCGGAUAGCGUGUUCAGGUUCCUAUGAACAAGACAGUGAAGCUCUGGCGACUAGAACUUCUCCGAUUCUCGCCAAGGACUGGCGCGAUAAUUUGCUCACGGGAUUACAACCCUAUGUGCAAAAUGCCAACGCUGACAUCUGCGAUGAUACCCCUUCCGACUCCAAGGCUACGAACGAGAUGAAUGCUCUUACUUUGUUUUCAAAUGAACAGUCCAUGAAACUCGACGGCGUUGAGCUCAUCGAGGAGGAUAUUUUAGAUCUACGAAAAUAUCGCUCCUGGAUCACUGAAGAAGGAGAAUAUCAUCAAGCUGUCCAGAACUCCAGUGAGGUUCCCCAAAGAUCCGGAGUCCUUACACUUCUAGAGAAAGACAUGCGUCGAGAAGACAUAAAGGCACCGAGUCAAACGAAAAAAGUAAGACCCAAAAAGAAACGCCCCGCCAAAGACGCUGUUUCUCUGGUUAUCGAAGAAGUCCAAACGAUUGAAAAGUUUACCCCCCGAUGCUGUACCUCGUGA